AUGUUGGCAGAUAGAUGCUGCGAAAUUGCGCAACAGUGCUUCCGGGAAGCUGGUCGUAGUCGCCGAUUAGGAUUUGCAGAUAGCAGCUUAUUCCAGCCACAGACUAAGCAAUUAAAUGGAAAAGAAAAGAAACGUUGGGAGAGAGUUUCGCGUGAGCGUAACAGCGAUAUUGAGAAUCUGGUUCUGGAAGAGUUGUAUGAGGAGCAGGGCAAAAGUUGGCAGGAUAUGAUUGAGAAUUAUGAAGAUGAGAUCAAACGUGAGCUGGUUGCCGAGCUGUGGAACGAUGAAUUGAAUGAAUCGCUUUCAUCGAUGAUUCCAUCUGCGACCAACAGUGCUUAG
Molecule: messenger RNA, 339 nt
Organism: Gongylonema pulchrum
Lineage: Eukaryota; Metazoa; Nematoda; Chromadorea; Rhabditida; Gongylonematidae
Source: the annotation of a GenBank genome assembly